Panicum hallii is the source of this 1714-nucleotide messenger RNA. Its product is annotated as zinc finger protein CONSTANS-LIKE 13-like. The transcript has 4 exons. Gene Ontology annotation, molecular function: zinc ion binding; protein binding. The coding region runs from base 342 to 1442 and encodes 366 amino acids. The record is from RefSeq and is a predicted model, not a curated record. Lineage: Eukaryota; Viridiplantae; Streptophyta; Magnoliopsida; Poales; Poaceae.
UGAUUGUUGUUUCGCGAGACAACGACCUGUCGCCCUCGAAUCACACAGUUGACAAGUCAUGUGAGGCAGUGAAGAGCGAGUGUGAGCUCUACGCCUCAACCAUUUUCUCGGCUCGCAAAAAGGCCUUGCCGAGCGCCUAGGGAGUGUCUCGCUCGCUCCCCUCGUCAUCUCUCGCUUUCGCGCCAUCAAUCCUGUACUCUCCGCUGCAAAUCGCACUUGCCUUCCUCCUCUAAAACCGCCAUGGGAGCGCGCACGCCGCUCACACGGUCCGAGCUCCCGCCUUGUCGCUUCCGCUCGUGCCGAGCACUCGCGCUCUCGUCACGGUCUCGCGACUGAAAGCCAUGUCCGUCGCCGGCGCCGCCGACAAGGAGAUGCCGCCGGUGGCGGCGGCGGCGUGCGACUUCUGCGCUGGCCUGCCGGCGGUGGUGUACUGCCGGGCCGACUCCGCCAGGCUCUGCCUGCCGUGCGACCGCCACGUCCACGGCGCCAACACGGUGUCCAGCCGCCACGCCCGGGCGCCGCUCUGCGACGCGUGCCGCGCCGCCGCGGCCGCGUUCCGCCGCGGCGCCACCGGCUUCCUCUGCGCAAACUGCGACUUCGAGGAGGAGCGCCAGCGGGACGGCGACCCGCGGCCGCUCCACGAUCGUGGCGCGGUGGAAGGGUACGCCGGGUGCCCCUCGAUCGCCGAACUCGCCGCCAUCCUCGGCGUCGGCGGGUGCGAGAAGGCGGCGGCCGCGGCCGGGGACGGGUGGUGGCCCGCCUGGGAGGACCCCCAGGUUCUCCGGCUGGAGGACGUCAUCGUGCCCACCACCUCGUGCCAUGGCCUCCAGCCGCUCCUCACGCCAUCCUCCCCAAAGCUGGGGGAGCUCGCCAAGUCCGAGGCGGCGGCGAUGGCUUUCUCGGAGGCGGAGCCAGCCGACGGUGAGCAGCUGCCUUCGUGGGCUUCGUCAGAGUAUGGCAUUGGAGACGGCGAUUUCGGGGCUUUCGACACCGAUGCCUGCCAUGAGGCAGCAAGCAUGGCCGUGCCUUCUUGUGAGCAGGAAGCGUGGAUCGCGACCGACGGCAACGGCGCGUGCAGGGAAGCGCACGAGCAGGCGCCGGCGCCGGCGAGCUCGCUGGCCGAGCCGUGCCUGCUGUCCUCGUUCGUGGACAUGUCAGAGAUCUGCCCCAGCAUGACCCUCGGCGGCAGCGUCGACGUCGACAACGGCAGCAACAAGCGAGACGCCGCGGAAGCGGCCCCGCAGCAGCAGGCCUCGCCGGCGCCGGCGAAGAAGGGCGGCUACGACGUGGCCUACCCCGACCGCGGCACGGUGAUCUCGCGCUACAAGGAGAAGCGGAAGAACAGGAGGUUCGACAAGCAGAUCCGGUACGAGUCGCGCAAGGCCCGCGCCGACGGCCGGCUGCGGAUCAAGGGCCGGUUCGCCAAGUCCGGCGAGGCCUGAUGGGAUCGAUGGAUGCUUGGCGGCGAAUGGGCGACCGACCGAUGGUGAGCUCGGCAGCUAGGGUGGGCACGGCGGAGAAGGGGGACCGUGGGUGCGACUGCGUGCGUGUCACUGUCACUGGCCGGGCCUCUGCUCUCCAUUUAUGAUGAGUUGUUCGCGUGCUUUGUGUGGCAGCUCGGCCCGUGGUGUUGCUGCCCUGCCAUUCAAGACGAUGAUGCUCCGUUGUGCGACUUGCGAGCAGAAAUAAUCAACCACCACUAUGUUGUUUCUUA